UCUCCAGCUUCCAUUUCAAACACAAGUUAGUUUCAUUUUCAAUACACUUUAAAGCUUCAAUUUAGUUCUAAAUCUUACAAAUUCUUUGUGUUUAAAUAUGGGAAGAGCUUUUGUUGGAAUAGCUAAUGCCAAAGAGAAGCUUAGACGAACAAUUUCACCCAAAAAUGGAAGCAUUUCAACUACUACAAAUGAUGUUCCAAAGGGUCAUUUCGUAGUUUAUGUUGGUGAAACAUAUAGGAGAUUUGUUGUUCCAAUUUCUUACUUAAAUCAUCCUUUAUUUCAAGAUUUGUUGCAUUGGGCUGAAGAAGAGUUCGGAUACAAUCAUCCCAUGGGAGGUAUUACUAUUCCAUGCAGUGAAGAUUACUUCAUUAGUCUCAUUUCUUUACUCAAGUCAUCAUAGACUUGAAAGAAUUGUAAUUCAACCAUGAUUUUCCAUCCCAUAGGUUUAGUGAUUUUUUUUUUUGGUAUAAUCGUUCGGUAUCCAGAAUUCACUGGUGUAACUAAUCUGGAUUUGCGCCGCGUAGAACUUAUCAGAAUCCAAGACUAUUGGUUGAGAGAGAUGACUAAGUCAGCCUCACUUCAAUUUUGUAAUGUGGACUGCUGUCAAGUUUGUCCCUUGUACAUCUUCCUAAGUGUAAUUUGUACAUGCACUCUUCAAAAUAGAGUUCA
Molecule: messenger RNA, 669 nt
Organism: Nicotiana tabacum (common tobacco)
Lineage: Eukaryota; Viridiplantae; Streptophyta; Magnoliopsida; Solanales; Solanaceae
Product: auxin-induced protein 15A-like
Biological process (GO): response to auxin
Source: RefSeq, a predicted model, not a curated record